This is a messenger RNA of Juglans microcarpa x Juglans regia, 1562 nucleotides long. RefSeq names its product amino acid permease 3-like. Gene Ontology annotation, cellular component: plasma membrane. The coding region runs from base 72 to 1562 and encodes 496 amino acids. The transcript is spliced from 6 exons. The record is from RefSeq and is a predicted model, not a curated record. Lineage: Eukaryota; Viridiplantae; Streptophyta; Magnoliopsida; Fagales; Juglandaceae.
UUUUCUAUUCCACACAAGCAGUAUCGAUCUAACCACCACUUCUUGCACUCUGACAUUUCAGAUCAACAAACAUGGUCGACAACAGUACAACCAACAAUAACGGGCAGCAGCUACCCGGCCAAGAUUUGCACCGGCGAGGUGGCUCACAGGUGGUCGACCAUGAUGGCCACGGCUCCAUGCUGCAACCUGAGGCGUGGCCGGUUUUGACUGCAACUGGUUACAUACUACUAGCUGUGGCAGGGCCUGGGGUCUUGUCCUUGGCUUGGAACAUGGCUCAGCUUGGAUGGAUUGCUGGUCCUGCUGCGAUAAUUUUGUUGUCCUUCCUUACUUGGAUUGCCUCCAUAAUCCUCUGCGACUUCUAUUUUUCACCUCAUGACCCUGACAAGAGAAACCCAUCUUACAUGCACGUCAUUCGAUCCUAUCUUGGUGCCGGCCGUACUGCAAAUGUCAAGAUAUGCUGGGUAAUUCAGUACUUGAAUCUUUUUGUGAUUGCCAGUUUGUACACAGACUCAGCAUCCCAAAUGAUGGCGGAUAUCGAAUGGGUCUCUAAAUGCUCCAACAGCAACAACGUUAAUGUUGAUGACAGCAUUAAGAUACCAUGUUGGGUUUAUCAGAAACCGUAUUACAUUGUAUUUGGUGUCACUCAAAUACUUCUCUCCCAAAUUUCCGAUUUUCGUCGCUUACGUUGGCUCAUCCUUCUCUGUUUCGGGGCGUUCCUAAUUUUUUCAUCAAUUGGUGUUGGCCUUUCUUUCACCAAAAUAGCAAGUAAUAAUUGGAGCAUCAAGGGAAGUCUGGAGCCUCAAGGUAAUAUUAAUAUGACUCGAGCCAAAAAGACGUGGCUGAUCUUUAAAGCGCUUGGGCAUAUAUCUGACGGAUUCGAUUUCUCUAGCGUCCUUCUUGAAAUUGAGGACACAAUUGGCCGUGGACUUCCAGCACAAGAGGCCCAGAAAAUCAUGAGGAAGGCCAUUCAUUAUGGCCUUCCAGCCACAACCUGUGUGUACCUGUUUUUUGGCUGCCUCGGUUACGCUGCUUUGGGAGAGGAUUCCCCUGAAUACAUAUUCCUUUAUGGCUUCUAUAAACCUCAUUGGCUUCUAAACAUAGCAAAUGCGGCAAUGGUACUCCACUAUGCAGGUGCAUACCAACUUUUCAUCCAACCCAUUUUCGCAAUGUUUGAGAAAGCUGUUGUGAAAAGAUUUAGCCCGGAUAAUGAAUUCAUCAAGAGGAAAAUUAAAAUCUGGACCUCCGAAUUCAAGCUCUUCCAGUUGGUUUUGAGGACAUUUUUCGUGAUCGUGACCACUUUGUUAUCAAUGUUUCUAGCGAUUUACUUGGACAUUCUUGAACUCAUUAAGAUUCUAGCAUUUUGGCCCAUCGUAUUUUACUUCCCUGUGAAGAUUUAUAUAAUGGAAAAGAAAAUACCAAUGUGGAGCGCAAAAGGUCUGGGGCUUCAGAUAAUGAGUUUCGGGAUCCUCAUCGUUACCAUAGCUGUAGCUGCUGCCAAUAUUGUCGAGGUUUUUCUCGAGGAUUCUUAUAAUCCAAUCAUGCCGAAUCGCUAUCCCGGCUAG